Strongylus vulgaris is the source of this 414-nucleotide messenger RNA. Lineage: Eukaryota; Metazoa; Nematoda; Chromadorea; Rhabditida; Strongylidae. The record is from the annotation of a GenBank genome assembly.
GCAAGAGCGCUUGUAAGAGAACCCGCCAUACUUUUGCUUGACGAAGCCACGUCAGCUCUGGAUACUGAGUCCGAGCACCUUGUGCAGGAAGCAAUCUACAAGAACCUCGACGGCAAGAGUGUGAUAUUAAUAGCUCAUCGCCUAUCUACUGUUGAAAAGGCUGAUAAGAUCAUUGUUAUUAACAAGGGUAAAGUUGAGCAAAUUGGUACACACGAUGAACUUCUCAGACAACCUGGAACUUAUGCAACUUUGGUUGCCCGACAAAUGAUGGGUGAUCAGCGACCAUCACAUCCGAUUCAACUAUCAGCACCGUCCGCAUCCAGACCUGUGAGCGUAAGCGGAAGUCAAUACGGGGGAAAGUCAUUACUGUCGACAAGUUUCACCCACUCAGCUAGUAGUGUGACCUCCCGUUAA